Papilio machaon (common yellow swallowtail) is the source of this 1543-nucleotide messenger RNA. RefSeq names its product reticulon-4-interacting protein 1, mitochondrial. Gene Ontology annotation, cellular component: mitochondrion. Bases 810 to 1367 code for a protein of 185 amino acids. The transcript has 4 exons. The record is from RefSeq and is a predicted model, not a curated record. NCBI's taxonomy places the organism in Eukaryota, Metazoa, Arthropoda, Insecta, Lepidoptera, Papilionidae.
UAUACUUGGUCCUAGGUUGUGGUCGAUAUUUGAAAUAACAAUUGUGUUGUCCCUUGUCCUUUUUCAGUGUCUCAACUGACAUCAUCAGCUACCGGCUACCGGUCGUUUGUCGGAGCAUACCGAACCUCGUUACCUUGAUUGUCUCUUGCUAUUUAAUAUUUUGAUUACACGCACUUUACACUUUCAUUUAUCUUCAACCUUGACAUUGACGAAAUCAUCGAAAAAAAAAACGAUGGGGUCCACUAUUAAUUAAAAGAAGAAGAAGAUAUUUGAAAUGACGGCUUUACUUCGUACCUACUUAAACGAACCGGAUCUUGUACAUGACCUGAUAACGUCUUUUUGACAUAGUAUGCUAAUGUCCGGUACAAUCGUAUUUUUAUAAGUUUUUUUAAGUCAUUUCACACUCGUUCGAAAUUACCGUGAAAUUUCUUACUUUUAUCUACUCUGCUCUGUGGUCUGCGCUCAGCUGAUCUGACAUUGACACCUUUCAUUUUCAUUGUUAUUUUUGGUUAUUGUUAUUUUCAGUUCAUAGAUGAUUAAUUUAUGUGUUCAAUAAAAAUAAAACGAAAAUAAUUGUAUACUAAACGCAAUUGAUAACAUUUCAUCAAUUUUGUUAUAUUAUUACUAUCUAUUUAAUUUAAUUCUUAACUUAAAUUUGUGAUUGUUCUUGUUAUUUGGUAGUCUACUGUGGAAAUGUAAAUUUUAGAAAUCAAAUCAUUUUUGAUAUCGCUUGGUGAAAAUCAGUGGUAAACAAGCAAGGGGCCACCUGAACACAUCCGAGUAGGUGAUGAGUCACAAGCGAGAGUCAGAUGGAGGCACUGCGUCGUUACGUUCCGCCGUAUGCAGUAUCUGGUGGCAAAUUGAGAGUGCAGCCAUUAAUGAGUAGCGCGACGCGACGCUGGGCAAGUGCGGGGGCAGGCGUGGGCGCGGCACGCAUGCGGGCGUGGCGCUCACACUGCUACGGUGGGCUCGCCGAGCUGCGGUUGGAAGAGGCGCGGGUGCCGCCGCUGUGCGCGCCCGACCAUCUGCUCGUGCGCGUACAUACUUCUUCUAUUAAUCCUCUUGACGUCGCCAUGGUCGGGGGCUACGGAGCGCGCGCGCUGAACGCGCUGCGGGCGCUGCGCGGGGCGGAUGUGGAGUUCCCGCUGGUGGUGGGGCGCGACUUCUGCGGCGAGGUGGUGGCGGCGGGCGCGGGCAGUCGGCUGCGCGCGGGCCGCCGCGUCUGGGGCGUGGUGCCUCCGCACUGGCCCGGCGCACACGCCGACUACCUCGUCGUCAAAGACAACUGGGUAAUCGCCGGCCACCGGUUCGCGCACGCCUCGAUUAACACUACACACGAAACAUCACGAUACGUGGUCACUUGGUGAAAUUACAUUGUAUUAUUAUCUAGCUUUUGCUCGCGACGUCGUCUGCGCCUCGAUAUCAUCAAAAAAGAAUUGUUUUCCAAAUUUGUGAAUCUAUUUUGAAGCAUGUGCUUCGUCGGUAACGCAGGUGAGCGAGGCGCCCGACGCGCUGGACGACUGCGCGGCUGGCGGAGCGCCCU